This is a messenger RNA of Nasonia vitripennis (jewel wasp), 1121 nucleotides long. Its product is annotated as proteasome assembly chaperone 4. Lineage: Eukaryota; Metazoa; Arthropoda; Insecta; Hymenoptera; Pteromalidae. The transcript is spliced from 2 exons. The record is from RefSeq and is a predicted model, not a curated record. Gene Ontology annotation, biological process: proteasome assembly. The coding region runs from base 560 to 943 and encodes 127 amino acids.
CAAGAACACGAACGCGGCGUGUACCGGAAUUUCGGGGAAUCGAAAAGAGCUUCGCCUGCUUUGACAGAGAGGGCGACACUUGGUCUGGAACGAUUCUCGCGGACGAACCAGCCGGAAUAGACGUGAUCCACAACGCGCUAUGUGGAUAUUAUGUAUAUGCGAGGCGGUCAGUUCCGGGCACGCCGGCGCCUUGCGCAUACCUGAUGCCCCCCCCAACCCCUUUUCAGGAGAUCGACAGUGGAGUCUGUCCGAAGACCAACUUUUACUACUGAUUCUCUAUUUGCGUACUUAUACAGCUUUCAAAGAGAGAGAGAGAGAGAGAGCCUGGAAACUCGAAUAAAAAUUUUCCCACAUCUCAGGCAAACAUUUUCACUCGACGCGAGAGCGGAGUAACUGCGUAUACGUAUAUAUGUAGCGCAGCCACGUCGGAAUCCGUAGGAAACUCGACGUGUCAUCGCACGUGCGGACGACUUUCUUCUCUCGCAGCACAGCUCCUCAUUCGGUAAAGCAGCGCACUUCCCACGCGCACGUGACCGUUUUAUCAACAAGAAAACGAGCGAUGGUUACGGUCGAGGAUCCGGAACUGCUGCCCUGCAGCUUUCAGUUCCACAAUUUCCACGAUCAAGUCGGCGAGGUUAGAUUGCAGUGUCAAAUAAUGAAGAUGGACCAGAGUCUGUACCUGUGGGUCGGCGACUACAACGAUAGGAGCAUGAAGGACUUGGCUCUGGCCUUUGCGAUGGACAAGAAACCAGCCGUGUCGACGAAGAUCAUGGGACCCAUCGCCGAUGAGAUAUCCUGCAACGUCGCGAGCAGAUUGGCCAAGAAAACGGGCAAGCCGGUUUACGUGAGUUUCAACGUCAACGUUGACAAUCUCACCUUGCCCAACGUCGAGAAGAGGAUCCACGAAGAGUUUAAGAAGCAUCCUGAACUUUUGGCUUUUUAAUGCUUGUAUACGUACUGUAAUCCAUGACUAUUGUACUGUUGUAUACGUGACUGCUGGUCGCUAAGCUCAUUAACGAUAAGGUAAACGCUUUUAUAUUUUCUUAUUGUUCUCUUCUUUUUUUUUUACAAGAUAUAUAUAUACGAGUAUUAUAGAAAUAAAGCAGCCUAAUGGAUUUGAA